This is a messenger RNA of Osmia lignaria (orchard mason bee), 1499 nucleotides long. It is a transcript of the gene Arc42, whose product is annotated as Activator-recruited cofactor subunit 42. Lineage: Eukaryota; Metazoa; Arthropoda; Insecta; Hymenoptera; Megachilidae. Gene Ontology annotation, biological process: butyrate catabolic process; fatty acid beta-oxidation using acyl-CoA dehydrogenase. Gene Ontology annotation, cellular component: mitochondrion. The record is from RefSeq and is a predicted model, not a curated record. Gene Ontology annotation, molecular function: short-chain fatty acyl-CoA dehydrogenase activity; flavin adenine dinucleotide binding.
CAUUUAAGCGUCCGUAUUCGGUCCCAAGUGUAAGUGGGCAUCUAUGUAGUACAUAGUACAUACAAUAUUAAUAAACGUUGAAGAGUUUUGAGAGUUUAUUGUUCUCACAGUUGAUCAAAAUGUACAAAAUCAGAUUAUUUGGAACACAAAAUGUAUCCACUGCAUUUAAUAUUGUUACUCGAAAUAUUACUGCUCUUUCUAUGCUACCGGAGACACAUGUAAUGCUUCAAAAGACAUGCAAAGACUUUGCCGAAGGAGAAUUAAAGCCAAUAGCUGCAGAAAUUGAUAAGAAACAUCUUUAUCCAAAAGAUCAGAUACAAAAGAUGGGAGAAUUAGGUUUAAUGAGCAUAGCAGUCCCUGAAAGUUUAGGUGGCACCGGGCUUGAUUAUUUGGCAUAUGCUAUUGCACUGGAAGAAAUAUCCAGAGGUUGUGCCAGUGCAGGAGUUAUAAUGAGUGUAAAUAAUUCCCUGUAUUUGGGACCAAUAGAAAAGUUUGGCAGUAAGAAUCAGAAAGAAAAAUAUGUUACUCCUUUUACAACUGGUAUAAAAAUUGGAUGUUUUGCCCUUAGCGAGCCUGGUAAUGGUAGUGAUGCAGGUGCUGCUUCUACUACUGCCACAAAAAAUGGAAUUAAUUAUAUAAUAAACGGUACAAAGUCAUGGAUAACAAAUGCAUAUGAAUCAGAUGCAGCUGUUGUAUUUGCCACCACUGAUAAAUCCAAAAAGCAUAAAGGCAUAAGUGCUUUUAUUGUUGAUAAGCCAAUGAAAGGUUUUGCUGUUGGUAAAAAAGAGGAUAAAUUGGGUAUUCGUGGUAGCAGCACCUGUUCAUUAUACUUUGAAGAUUGUGAAUUGCCAGAUGACAAUUUGUUAGGAGAACCAGGGAUGGGUUUUAAAAUAGCAAUGAUGACUUUAGAUUCUGGCAGGAUAGGUAUUGCUGCCCAGGCUUUAGGUAUAGCUCAAGCGUCGCUCGAUUGUGCAAUUGAGUAUGCAUCAAAACGACAAGCAUUUGGUAACCCUAUUAUCAAGUUACAGGCAAUUCAGCAAAAAAUUGCUGAUAUGGCACUGAAAUUAGAAAGUUCAAGAUUAUUAACAUGGCGUGCAGCUGUGCUCAAAGACAAUGGCAAACCGUUUACAAAGGAAGCUGCCAUGGCAAAGUUGUCGGCAUCCGAGACAGCUACUUUUUGCAGUCAUCAGUGUAUACAAAUUUUAGGUGGGAUGGGUUACGUUACCGAUAUGCCGGCAGAACGUCAUUACAGAGAUGCACGUAUAACUGAAAUUUACGAGGGUACUUCAGAAAUACAAAGACUGGUUAUAGCUGGAAACGUUGUUAAAGAAUACAAUCUGAACUGAAAUUAUUAAAUGUAACAGAUGUAACUAUUUUACUAAGAUUUUUGUAUACGGGCAAAUAUUUUUUAUACGUUUUCUUCGAUUUUUAUACAUAUAUAAUAUAUUUUUUCAUUAUACGAGAAAGAAGUCAAUAAAUUUUAUACGCUAUGACUUAUA